AUGUCCGUGCAACCGUCUAUAGCUUCUUUUUUCGGUAAACGAAAACGUCUCGUAACUGAUGAUGUAUUUAAAUCUAAAUUAAUUAAAACGGAAAGCACAUUUUUGGAACAAACGGAAAAUUAUGCUUCUGAUGAGUAUGAUCUCAAAUCUGCAAAAAGUGAUAAAUUAAAAAGUGAACAAAUUAAAUUAAAAACUUUUAAAACACCAGAAAAAACUCCAGUGAAGAAAAAAAAAGCUAGGCAAUUAGAUAUUAGAGAAUCUCUAAAAAAAGCUGAAUCUCCUCAAAAAGUUCCUUUAACCGUGGUAUCUCCUGUCAAAUUUCAAUUGCUUGGUAGUCUUUCGCCCACAAAAAAGAGUAAAACAAGCAAAAAUAAUUACAAUAAUUUGCUGGCAUCAUUGGAAGAACAUGAAAACUGCAACGUUAGUAAACCUGAAAAUUUUUCAUCAACUAGUAAUCCUUCUGUUAAAAAUCUUCAAUUCAGUGAUAGUAAUAAUGAAUGUCCCACCGAAGAUAUUAUAAAAUCUGCUCAAGAAUUUGGUAUAUCCUUGAAAGGAAUCAAAGAUAAAAUUAACAAAAGUUCUAAAUUAGUCGAAUUACAAAAGUCUAUUAAUAAAAUUAAUCAACAUGCUGAAGAAUUAAUUGAAGCAGAAAAGAAGAAGUUAAUUGGAACUCUGCCUAAAAUUUCAAAAUUUAAUAGUUUUGAUAUUGAAGUACCAAUCAGCCCUAGAAAGCAUUUGCAGAGCAGCCCUGUCAAACAACAAAAAAGUCCUCGGAAGCCAGCUUAUGAAAGAUUUGCUAGUUUGGUAGAUUCCACCACAUCACUUCCACUACCUUUUGGAUAUCAAAAACUUUAUGAAUUAUUUUGUGCAACCGAUACCAUUUGCUCCAUGAUAACAAACAGAGGAGAACUUUUAACUUUUGACAAAUUGAAACCUGCUGUUGAGGAAAUGACGAGGAAAACUUUUACAAUUCGACAUCUUGGACAGAUAGCAACAGUAUACCCUAAUGCCUUUACAUUUAGUGUAGAAAAAACUAAAAAUUAUGGUUUUACUUCUAAAGUUGACAAGUAUGAGUUAGUUAUUACUCCCAAUCUGCCAGAAAAUUCAACUCUUGCUCAGGGUAACCAAGUUUUAAAUAGUGAUAAUGUUUUUAUAUUGUCAGAAAAAAGAAUCAUGACUCCUAAAGUAAUGAAAGCUCGAAAAGAUAUUUUCUAUAAAAAUUUACUUGAGAAAACGAAAGACUACCAUGAGGAAUUCCUUAAAACACUUGAUCAUCCCAUAACCAUCAAUAGAAAUGAUCUCAAACGAUGGCAUCCGGAAUUCAUGUUGGAUUUCGUACCUGAUGUGAAUCCUCAAGAACUUCCUCAACCACCAAACUCUGAGAGGCCACCAUCUGCAAAAGAAGUUUUAGAUCGUGCUAGAAAUUUCCUUAGUAGUAAUGUAAGAGUACAAAAUGCUUUGAAAAGUGUUGCCGAUGGUAAAAGUGAAAAAAUUGAAAGCGAUACACCCGAAAUAAGUCCGGAAGCGAAGGCGAAAAUCGACGCUAGAUCAACAAGUGUUUUAAAAGGAAUUCCGAAAUCAUUAUUAGAGAAAGUCAGAGCAAAACAGGCCGCAAAAGCUCUCGACGUAAUGAGAAUGACUCCAGAACAAGAAAAGGAAACUGUUAUGUAUACAAGAUUGCCAGAAAUAGCUAGAAUAAUCAGGACCACGUUUGUCAACGAGCAAAAAGGAGUUCUCCCGUUGGAGAUUCUCAUGGAAAAAGUACAAUUCAGUUACAAUACAAGUAUAAGUUUGAGCGAAAUAGAAAAUCAUAUUAAUCACAUAACAAAAAUUAUUCCCGAUUGGUUGUCGAUCGUAAUUAUGAGAAACGUUAAGUUUGUUAAACUAAAUCGAAAAUUUGACGCAGCUUCCGCCAUGGAAAAACUUAAAAAGGUUGUCGAAGAGAAAACAAAAAUGAUAAUAAAAUAG
Messenger RNA from Pediculus humanus corporis (human body louse), 1968 nucleotides. RefSeq names its product DNA replication factor Cdt1, putative. Gene Ontology annotation, biological process: DNA replication preinitiation complex assembly; regulation of DNA-templated DNA replication initiation; DNA replication checkpoint signaling. Gene Ontology annotation, cellular component: nucleus. NCBI's taxonomy places the organism in Eukaryota, Metazoa, Arthropoda, Insecta, Psocodea, Pediculidae. The coding region runs from base 1 to 1968 and encodes 655 amino acids. The record is from RefSeq and is a predicted model, not a curated record. The transcript has 10 exons. Gene Ontology annotation, molecular function: DNA polymerase binding; DNA binding.